Molecule: messenger RNA, 5280 nt
Organism: Amphibalanus amphitrite
Lineage: Eukaryota; Metazoa; Arthropoda; Thecostraca; Balanomorpha; Balanidae
Exons: 2
Coding region: 1-5280 (1759 amino acids)
Biological process (GO): DNA integration
Molecular function (GO): zinc ion binding; catalytic activity; nucleic acid binding
Source: RefSeq, a predicted model, not a curated record
AUGAAGAUCGGACACAUAAACAUCCGUUCACUGGUGCCCAAAUUGGACGAAACCCGGCUGAUCAUCCGUCAGAAUGAGCUCGACGCCCUUUGCAUCUCAGAGACGUGGCUCACUGGCGAUAUCAGCAGUGACCUGCUACUCUUCGCCGGCUACCGGAUCUUCAGGGAGGACCGCAAAGUACCCAAGAGAGGACAGAGAACCACGCGCGGUGGAGGUCUGGCCAUUAUUCUUCGGGAGGAAAUCACAGCGACUAAACUCAAGAUACCGCCACCGACGGAUAGUCGUCUAGAGAUUCUGUGGGUGACUGUGGGGGCGCCUGGUGGGCGUUCCGCCGUCCUCGGCGCCACCUAUAGGCCACCUGGUGAACCUGUAACUCCAGACCUUGACGCUCUUCGCCAGCAGCUACUGGAAGUGUCCCGUCAUGAGAAGCCGGUCUUCCUCUUAGGCGACCUAAACCUGGACCUGACUCGGCCGGACGGGCUGCAAGUGGCACGCUACAUCACCAUGCUUCAAGAAUUAAAUUUUCACCAGCUCAUACGGAGUCCGACACGACCCGGGGCGACUCCAUCCCUCCUCGAUCACAUACUCACAAAUCAAACCAGCGUCAGUCACGAGGUAGCGGCUGUCAUCAAGACGCAUGUCAGUGACCACGACUUGAUCACCAUCGAAGCGCCACUGCCGAGACCGAAGCGGAAGCCACGCGAGACAACCACACGAUCCACGCGUGAUGUGAACUACGACCAACUCUGUCUGGACCUCCUGCAUUCGGACUGGAGCGCUCUGUAUCGAGACGAAGCGACAUCCAUCGAUGCUCUCUAUGACGCGUUCCUGAAUACCUGGAACUCUGUAAUCGACCAGCACUGCCCGAUGAAGCGUGUCCGACUGCGACAUCCCGACCGGCCGUGGCUGACGCUCAACGACGACCUGAGAGAGCUCCAAAGUCAACGGAAUACUGCGAGGCACCAUAGAGACACCCUGGGUACCGUUGCCAGCGAGCAGCAAUACCUGACACUGAAGAAGGAAUUCAGGCGCCGGAUAGCAGCUGCCCGAGCGGAGUACUUCUCAGCCCCCUCCAGCAUGACCGAGAUGUGGGUGGAGCUCCGGAAGCAUGCUCUGGGGCCAGCUCGAGCUGUGAGCCCUGACGACGUACUGGACGCGGAAACUGCCAACCGCUUCAACUCCUACUUUGCCGAGGUGGGCAGCCGGAUAGCCACCGAACUGGCCACCCCACGGGACCGGCCGGCGCCUCCCCCUAGACCGUCUACUGUGUGCAGCUCUACGUUUGCUGUCCAGCCAGUCACAUUGCCGGAGCUCAGCGGCGCCCUGAGGAGGAUGAGCAGCUCAAGGGCGACCGGCAGUGACGGCGUGUCGCUGCAGCUGCGCGCUGUUCUCCUUCAUUGUGUUGGCGACGAAGCGUACCGGCUGUACGAGACCUUGCCCCCCGGCGUGAAGGCUGACGGCGAAACGGACUUUGACUUGGCUCUGCGCCAACUGCGUGAGUUUUAUACUCCGCGCACCAACGUCAUCGUGGAGAGGUUCAACUUUCGUCAGCGUGGACAACAUGACAGUGAGACAACUGCAGACUUUGUGUCAGCUCUACGCGGUCUGGCUCGAACGUGUGAGUUCGGGGCCAUCACAGACGAACUGAUCCGUGACGUAGUGGUUGAAAAGACUGUGCACCCCAGACUCCGAGAACGGUUCCUCCAGGAUAAGGACCUCACCCUGGAGAAGGUGCUGGUGAUGGCAGAGGCCUUCGAGCGCUCCCUGCGUGAAGCUGCUGCCAUGGCCCCUCCUGCGCUGCAGCUCGGAGCUGUGGCCAAGGUCAGCACAGGCCCACGACGCCGCACCACCCAGCCAUCGUUACCCAGCCCAGCCACCCAGUGUACCAACUGUGGUCGGAAGGACCACCAGCCAAGGGAUAAGUCGUGUCCCGCCAAGAAGGUGGUCUGUCAUCAGUGUGGCAGGAAGGGACACUUCUCAGCCUGGUGUCGCAGCAAGGAGAAGCCGCCUGCCUGCAAGGAGCUUCAGGUACUCUCCUGCUCCACCUCAACUAGUUCCAAGAUGACCUGUACUGCAUCAGUGACUGCUAGCACAGGCGUGCAGCGAGAUGUGCUGCUCCAAGUCGACACGGGUGCCUCCUGCUCCAUCCUCAGCAUGGACCUGGCACGUAAGCUGUUCAAAGGGGUGCCCUACGAGUCGUCCACUGCCAGCCUGUACGGGUUUGCCAAAACCCCACUGUCAGUGAAGGGCACACUGCCCACAGUCGUCCGCUUCAAUGGUCAAGAAGCUACAACAGACUUCUACCUGGUGGAAACUCCGAAUCAAGAGGCUAUCAUGGGGUUGAACCUGAUCAACGCCCUCGGCAUCACUCUCCACCCGGCUUCCAACAGCAUCUACAGUGUGGAGGCUGAAGCCCAGCCACUGCCUGCCAUCGAGCACUACGAGCACCGCAUCGUGCUGAAGCCUGGUGCUACUCCAACAGCCUACAGGCUCCGCCGACUUCCCCUCUCUGUCCGUGAGGAAGUGUCGGCCGAGCUGCAACGUCUGCUGCACGACGGCAUCAUCGAGAAGAUCGACGCAUCUGAGUGGGUCAGCCCCCUCGCCGUGUCCAGGCGCAAGGAUGGCCGGAUACGGGUCUGUGUCGACCUCCGUGGACCCAACUCGCAGAUCGUUGCAGAGGUCCACCCCCUGCCUACAAUUGACGAGCUGGAAUCGAAACUGCACGGCAGCGUCUACAGCAGGAUCGACCUCAAGACAGCGUACCAUCAACUUCGCCUGCACAAGGACUCAAGAGACAUCACGGCCUUCCUGACGCCUGAUGGUCUCAUGCGGUACACACGAGUGCCGUUCGGUCUCGUCUCAAGUGGAAGCGCCUUCCAGAAGCUCCUCAGCAGCCUGCUGAAGGGUGUCCCAGGUUGUGGGCACUACCUGGAUGAUAUCCUGGUGUCUGGGAAAGAUCACCAAGAGCACGACACCCGCCUCAAGGAGGUCAUGGACCGCCUGGCCCGAGCCAACGUGACCAUCAACAAGGACAAGUCCGUCUUCAGGCAGACCAGCAUCGAGUUCUGCGGUCACAAGCUCUCUGCAGCUGGAGUGGUCCCACUCCAGUCAACCGUCCGCGCUGUGAUCGAGGCGCCUCCGCCCUCCGACGCUCGGGAGCUACGUAGCUUCCUGGGGACCACAGGAUGGUUCAGCCGCUUUGUGCCAGCGUACGCCUCAGUCGUCCGACCGAUGGCUCACCUCCUCAAGAAGGACGCACCGUUCCAGUGGUCCGAAGAACAGCAGGCCGCCUUCAACAAGGUGAAACAGCUGAUCUCGACGAGCCCCGUCAUGCGCCCGUUCGACCCGCACCUGCCGACGAUCGUCACCUCCGACGCGAGUGACCGAGGCGCCGGUGCUGUCCUCACACAGGUUCAGCCCAGCGGUGAGGAGCGGCCGGUCGCCUACUGGUCCCGCUCGUUCACGGAAGCCGAGUCCAGGUACUCCGUGUCUGAAAAAGAAGCGCUCAGUGCAGUCAACGCAGUGGAACACUGGCGUAUCUACCUGUGGGGACGCUUCUUCAAGCUCAAGACCGACCACUCGGCGCUCACUACCCUGCUGACGCCGAAGUCGUCCAACCGAGCCGGAGCUCGAAUCGCCAGGUGGCAGGCUCGUCUCCUGCCCUACUCGUACUCUGUCGAGUACAAACCGGGACACACGAUCCCUGUCGCCGACGCGCUGUCCCGGCUUCCGCUCCCAGACACGUCCGGCGCCGAGACUGACGGGGACGACAUCAUCGCGCUCGUCACAGACGACGCCACAGACGCGCUCCCAGAGUCGGAGAUCCGAGCAGCGUCAGAAGCCGACCCAGCGCUGAGCGAGGUGCGGGAGGCCAUCCGCACAGGCUGGCCGGCCUCGGCGCGCGAGUGCUCGCCGACGCUCCGACCGUUCUUCGACGUCCGUCAUGAACUUCAGCUGCGCGAUGACAACAUCAUCCUGCGAGGCCCCGACCGAGUGGUCGUCCCGCUCGCCCUGAUCGACAAGUACCUCCAAGUGGCUCACCGGCCGCACGAAGGCAUCGUGCGCACGAAACAGCUGCUCAGAAGUCUCGCGUGGUGGCCCGGCAUGAUGCGAGCCACUACCGACCUCAUCCGCGACUGCUCGACCUGCCAGGCCAAGGACGCCGUCCUCUCUCAGGGCGCGCGCCCCGCUCCGCUGCAGCCGGUCCCGCUCCCGGACCGGGCCUGGUCCAAGCUCGGCAUCGACGUCGUCGGACCCAUCGCAGGUGCGCCGCCUUCAGCCCGCUACGCCAUCACAGUCAUCGACUACGCCAGCAAGUGGCCAGAAGUCGCCCUGACAUCGUCUGUCGAAACCGAUGACGUCAUCAGUUUCCUCGGCAGCCUGUGGUCUCGAGAGGGCUACUGUGACGAGCUCGUCAGCGACAACGGCCCCCAGUUUACAAGUGCCAAGUUCGAGAAGUACCUGAGUGACCGCGGUAUCCAGCAUCGGAAGUCGUCUCUCUACUGGCCGCGGGGAAACGCGGCCGUCGAGCGGUUCAACCGAACCCUCAAGACGUGGCUGCUCGAAGCCGCUCAGCAGUCGCCGCGGACGCCACAGGCCUUCGCCGCGCACGUCACGCGCCGCCUGGCUCUGUACCGCACCGUACCGCACUGCACCACCGGGAUCUCGCCCUCUGAAGGUCUGCAUGGCCGCCGCAUGCGCCUGGACCUGCCAGUGAUGUCAGCCGACUCCGCUCCAGACGCCGGCCUGCACACGCGCGUGCAGACUCAGCAGCGCCGCAACGAGCGGAACUACAACCGGCGCCGCGGCGUGAAGGUACCCACCAUCCAGCCCGGCGACAAGGUCCGCGUUCGCCGCCCUGGACACACGCCCAAGAACCUGUCACGGUUCGGACCGACACAGACGGUGGUCCGUCGUCUCGGCAAAGCCACGUUCCUGCUGUCUGACGGCACACGGUACAACGCGUCUCACCUGGCGCUCGCCCCGGCAGCCAGUUCGGCAGAGACAUCUGACGGCGACUCGCCUGCAGCCGGACUCGACCCGCUACCGACCGUGGCGGACCAGCGCGAGACCGCACACGCGCCUCGUCCGGUCACUCCCCGGCGCGAGGGCCUGCCAGCGGUGCGAGGAGACCCUCCUGGCUCCCCGGCUCCAGAUGGACGUCGAUCGGCCACUCCAGCGCCGGUUGACUCGCCGCGCUCGCCGCGCCGUUCGGGUAACGAGCUGCCGCCGUCCUCGUUCGGCAGGCGUCGGUUCCAGCCCCGUAAGCUCGCCACCUAG